AAAACAGAAAAUAAAUAAAUGGGAAAAAUGAGUAUCUGUUCAGGGAAGCAAACACAGGUGGCGGGAUUCCUGCAUGCGAACUUCUUCCCUUAUGAGCGGCGAUCCGCCAGCCUCGCGUUUCUCUUUUCUCUCUCUUUCUUUCACGAGAAAGCGGAGACAACGAACCUCCUCCUCAUCAUUAAUUUUUCCCUUUCAAGUUUCCUUUCUUUUCUUUUCUUCUUCUUUUGCCUGCUCUUUACUCUCACAUUCAUUCGUAUUCUCACUUCUUCGCCAUUUCAAUUUGUUACAUUUUCAGCUUCAAUUUUUCGAAUUCCGGGGCCAUUCAAGUCGUGAUGGAGAGGAGGAAGUAUCCGAUUGGAGCGGAGCAUUACACGCUCUAUGAAGAGGUCGGUAAUGGCGUCAGCGCCGCGGUUCAUCGCGCUGUCUGUAUACCUUUCAAUGAGGUUGUUGCUAUCAAGAUUCUUGAUUUUGAACGUAACAACAGCGAUCUCAGUACCAUUUCACGUGAAGCACAGACAAUGGUCUUGGUUGACCAUCCUAAUGUGCUUAAAUCACACUGCUCCUUUGUUAGUGACCAUAAUCUUUGGGUUGUUAUGCCGUUUAUGUCUGGGGGAUCUUGUCUUCACAUACUGAAGGCUGCAUAUCCUGACGGAUUUGAGGAGGUGGUUAUAGCAACUAUACUUCGUGAGGUAUUGAAGGGUUUAGAAUAUCUUCAUCAUCAUGGACACAUACACCGAGAUGUCAAAGCUGGGAAUAUUCUCAUGGAUGCACGUGGUGGAGUCAAGCUUGGUGAUUUUGGUGUUUCUGCUUGCCUUUUUGAUUCUGGUGAUCGACAACGUAUGAGGAAUACUUUUGUGGGAACACCUUGCUGGAUGGCACCUGAGGUUAUGGAGCAGCUACAUGGUUAUGACUUUAAGGCUGAUAUCUGGUCAUUUGGUAUAACUGCAUUAGAGCUUGCCCAUGGCCAUGCUCCUUUCUCAAAAUAUCCUCCAAUGAAGGUAUUGCUUAUGACAUUGCAAAAUGCACCCCCUAGCCUUGAUUAUGAAAGAGAUAGGAAGUUCUCUAAGAUGAUUGCUAGUUGCUUGGUAAAAGAUCCUUCAAAAAGGCCUUCGGCAAAGAAGUUGUUAAAGCAUUCCUUUUUCAAGCAAGCGAGGUCAAAUGAUUAUAUAGCACGAACGCUUUUGGAAGGUUUGCCUGCUCUUGGUGAUCGUAUUAAGGCAUUGAAGAGAAAGGAAGAAGAUAUGCUUGCACAGAAGAAAAUGCCAGAUGGGCAAAAAGAGGAAAUAUCACAGAAUGAAUAUAAACGAGGGAUUAGUGGUUGGAACUUCAACCUUGAAGAUAUGAAGGCUCAGGCUUCCUUGAUCCAAGAUGAGGACAUGGUGUCUGAUAACAGUCAAGUAGAGGGCUCAAGUUUAUUGUCUAGCCUUGACAGCACGCAAGAGAAACAAUUAGAGAGCCAAGUUGCAGAUUUGGCCGACAAUGAUCUAGUGCAGAAUCUUCAUCAAUCAGGUGACUCAACAAUUAUCAUUACCAAAGUUAGAUAUGAAAAAUCAGAUGAUGAUUCCAGCAUAGCGAGUCCAUGUUUUGAGCAAUAUUCUAUGCCAGAUACCUCACCCAGCCUUGAUGAUUACAGUCAAAAAAAUCUGCAUGAAAAGCCUUCAUCAGAGGUCAAUGUAAAGAAUCAGGAGGGUACUGUUGUUCCUCCUUCCCAAAGAAAUGGGACUUCAUCAGUCAAAAUCACAGAAAGUAUUGUUUCUUCACUUAGCAAAGAGAGUGAUAAGUUACAAAAUCAGCAUCAAAACAAUUCAUACUGCAAUGGAACGGCAACAUCUACAGCGGGAGAGGUUUUACAUCAUGAAAUUCCCUCAAAAGGAUCUAAGUCAUCAGCAAACAGUGAUGAACUUGACGAGAAAGCAAAACCACCAGUUAUUCAGCAAAAGGGACGUUUUAAGGUUACAUCUGAGAAUGUGUGCUUGGAAAAGGUGGCACCAGCUCCUACAUUGCAAAAGAGUCACAGCAUGCAGGUAGGUACUGAGGUGCUUACCCAACAUCCUGCUUUAACUACUUUGUCCACACCAUCUGAUAUGCAAUCAAAUCUUUCUGGCAAUUCCCUUUUCAUGAUGUUGAAUUCUGUACUGCAGGCAAAUCUUCUUCAAAGGGAGAUUAUUUUAAGUCUAAUGAAGCAAAUCUCAGUUGGAGACUCGACAGCUAAUCGUAUAGUUGAUGGAGGCAGCACAUCAGCAAAUAUGGCUUCUGCUGAAAGAUCUUUGCUAGAAGCAUCUCAUGAUAAGGAGAAGGAGUUGCUUCAUGAAAUAACCGAGUUGCAAUGGAGGCUCAUAUGUGCCCAAGAUGAACUACAAAAACAUAAAACAGAAAAUGCUCAGGUAUAAUAUCAUUUCCAACUGGUGCUCAAAUGGAUGAAUAGAUGAAAUUAUUAAAAGUUAAACAAAACUAAAAAGGAAAGAAAAAGGUACAAUGUACAAAGAUGCAUUAGUAGCAUUAUACUAUUUCUCUGUAUCAUAUGUUUGUAUGAAGUUGUAGAUUUUAUUAAAUAGAAAUUUCCAACCGGAUGCAGAUUUGCGGAUGACAUCUAUAUUGUACAUGAUUUUUAUGUUUGCAUAGUUCAGCAUGUAAGUUUAUAAAUGUACUAAAUGUUUGAAAGGCUUAUUUUUGCUUGCCUUAGAAAAAAGUAUAGUGUUCUUUUCUCUCAUUCA
Messenger RNA from Mangifera indica (mango), 2714 nucleotides. Its product is annotated as serine/threonine-protein kinase BLUS1. Gene Ontology annotation, molecular function: ATP binding; protein kinase activity; protein serine/threonine kinase activator activity. NCBI's taxonomy places the organism in Eukaryota, Viridiplantae, Streptophyta, Magnoliopsida, Sapindales, Anacardiaceae. The record is from RefSeq and is a predicted model, not a curated record. Gene Ontology annotation, biological process: protein phosphorylation. The transcript has 21 exons. The coding region runs from base 333 to 2390 and encodes 685 amino acids.